Messenger RNA from Anarrhichthys ocellatus (wolf-eel), 6192 nucleotides. RefSeq names its product transportin 2b (gene tnpo2b). The transcript is spliced from 23 exons. The coding region runs from base 639 to 3389 and encodes 916 amino acids. NCBI's taxonomy places the organism in Eukaryota, Metazoa, Chordata, Actinopteri, Perciformes, Anarhichadidae. The record is from RefSeq and is a predicted model, not a curated record. Gene Ontology annotation, molecular function: small GTPase binding. Gene Ontology annotation, biological process: protein import into nucleus.
CUUUCGCGGUACUUUCAAGAUGAUGCUAGGUAGCCAUGCUACUGGUAGCUGAUAUGCGACUGCUCUGUUAUGAGGAUUAAUGCGCUCCAUUUUGCGCUGUUUUUGUUGCUUUGACUACAAACAUUACUUUCAUAGCGCAACAUGACGUCCCGUGAGAUAGCGUCUUGCAGCUGUGUUACGUGUGAACCUGGGACGUGUGAAGCAUCAUAGCAACGCUAAGCUAGCAUGCUAGCUGAAAGAGCCAGACAUUGGCGUCUGGGCCUCAAGUGGAACACGGCUGUCCACAUCACGGUUGAUUGUUGUUGUGGCUACUUAUUAAUGCAACUGUUACUUACUUACUAGCUAACUUAAUGGACGGCUGCGUAGUGGUACUUUUAGGUCCCAUGAUGUCGCCAGAAACGGACAAUGUUAGUCUACACUCGCUUUAACGGCAUUGCUACAUUGUAGACUGUAGUGUACAAUUAGUGGAAUUUAGUUCACAACAGUUACCGUAAUAUCGGUCAAGUUGUUGCUGUUAGUAACUACAUCACAUGCUGGUUGUACUGCGUAUUUUACGUUACUUCAGCGUUACUUCAGUAGUAACGUCCGAAGAGUGCUGAGGUUACAGGUGGGGGCCAAAGGGUUUUAAGAACCCGUAUAUGUUGUACAUGCUUCCUAAACAGGUUGUGUGCGCGUUUGUGUCCUGUAGGAUGGAGUGGCAGCCAGACGAACAGGGUCUCCAGCAAGUGCUUCAGCUACUCAAGGACUCUCAGUCCCCAGACACAGCAACACAGAGGGCUGUGCAAGAAAAACUGGAGCAACUUAAUCAGUUUCCGGAUUUCAACAACUAUCUCAUCUUUGUCCUCACAAGCCUCAAAUCUGAGGACGAGCCCACUCGCUCUCUCAGCGGUCUGAUCCUGAAGAACAAUGUUAAGGCUCACUACCAGAACUUCCCUCCCAAUGUGGGUGACUUCAUCAAACGAGAAUGCCUCAACAACAUCGGAGACCCAUCGCCGCUUAUCAGGGCGACGAUCGGUAUCCUGAUCACGACCAUAGCCUCUAAAGGAGAGCUGCAGACCUGGCCGGAGUUGUUGCCUCAGCUCUGUAAUCUGCUCAACUCGGAUGACUAUAACACCUGCGAGGGUUCUUUUGGAGCGUUGCAGAAGAUCUGCGAGGAUUCAUCCGAGUUGUUGGAUAGCGAUGCUUUGAACAGACCCCUUAACAUCAUGAUCCCCAAAUUCCUGCAGUUUUUCAAGCACUGCAGCCCCAAGAUCAGGUCCCAUGCUAUAGCAUGUGUGAACCAGUUCAUCAUUGGUCGAGCUCAGGCUCUGAUGGAUAACAUCGACACCUUCAUUGAGAGUCUGUUUGCGCUGGCCGGUGACGAGGACAGUGAAGUGCGGAAGAACGUUUGCAGGGCUCUAGUCAUGCUGCUGGAAGUCCGCAUUGAUCGCCUCAUCCCACACAUGCACAGCAUCAUCCAGUACAUGCUGCAGCGGACCCAGGACCCAGAUGAGAACGUAGCUCUGGAGGCCUGUGAGUUCUGGCUGACUCUGGCUGAACAGCCCAUCUGUAAAGAGGCCCUGUCUGGCCACUUGGUCCAACUGAUCCCCACCCUAGUGAAUGGGAUGAAAUACUCUGAGAUUGACAUUAUUCUUCUAAAGGGCGACGUCGAAGAGGACGAGGCAGUUCCUGACAGCGAGCAAGACAUCAAGCCUCGCUUCCACAAGUCGCGCACUGUCACUCUGCAGCACGAAGGAGGGGAGGACGAGGAGGGAGAGGACAUCGACGACGACGAUGACGACGACGACGACACACUGUCUGACUGGAACUUACGGAAGUGUUCAGCCGCGGCUCUGGACGUUCUUGCCAAUGUGUUUCGUGAGGAGUUGCUUCCCCAUCUCCUGCCUCUGCUCAAAGGACUGCUGUUCCACCCUGACUGGGUCAUCAAGGAGUCGGGCAUCCUUGUGCUGGGAGCUAUCGCUGAGGGCUGUAUGCAAGGCAUGAUGCCUUACUUGCCUGAGCUCAUCCCCCACCUCAUCCAGUGUUUGAGCGACAAGAAGGCCCUGGUCCGCUCCAUCGCCUGCUGGACCCUCAGCCGCUACGCCCACUGGGUGGUCAGCCAGCCUCCCGACGCUCACCUCAAACCCCUCAUGACUGAGCUGCUCAAACGCAUCCUGGAUGGCAAUAAAAGGGUACAGGAAGCAGCAUGCAGCGCGUUUGCCACCUUGGAGGAGGAGGCGUGUACGGAGCUGGUGCCCUACCUGAGCUUCAUCCUGGACACGCUGGUUUUUGCUUUUGGGAAGUACCAGCACAAGAACCUGCUCAUCCUCUACGAUGCCAUAGGAACACUGGCGGACUCUGUGGGACACCAUCUCAACCAGCCCGAGUACAUAGAGAAGCUGAUGCCUCCGCUGAUAGCCAAGUGGAACGAGCUGAAGGACGAAGACAAAGAUCUCUUCCCUCUGCUCGAGUGUCUGUCCUCCGUUGCCACUGCGCUGCAGAGCGGCUUCCUCCCCUACUGCGAGCCCGUCUAUCAGCGCUGCGUCACCCUGGUCCAGAAGACGCUGGCUCAGGCCAUGGUGAGCCACACUCACAUGGACUCUACAGAGAUGUACAGUCAGCAGCCAGACCAGUACGAAGCACCCGACAAGGACUUCAUGAUUGUGGCUCUGGAUCUUUUAAGCGGCUUAGCUGAGGGACUGGGGGGCCACGUGGAUACGCUGGUGUCCCGUAGUAACAUCAUGACGCUGCUUUUCCAGUGCAUGCAGGAUACGAUGCCUGAAGUACGACAGAGUUCAUUUGCUCUACUGGGGGACUUGACCAAGGCUUGCUUCCCUCAUGUCAAACCGUGUAUUGCUGAAUUUAUGCCAAUCCUCGGGACAAAUCUGAACCCAGAGUUCAUUUCUGUCUGCAACAAUGCUACCUGGGCCAUCGGAGAGAUCUGUAUGCAGAUGGGAGUGGAGAUGCAGCCGUACAUCAAUAUGGUUCUGACCCAGCUGGUUGAGAUUAUCAAUCGACCCAACACCCCCAAGACCCUGCUGGAGAACACCGCCAUCACCAUCGGGCGACUGGGCUACGUGUGUCCUCAGGAGGUGGCGCCCAUGCUGCCUCAGUUUAUCCGACCUUGGUGUACGUCUCUACGGAACAUCAGAGACAACGAGGAGAAGGACUCUGCCUUCCGCGGGAUUUGCAUGAUGAUCGGUGUGAACCCAGGAGGUGUGGUGCAGGACUUCAUCUUCUUCUGUGACGCAGUGGCCUCCUGGGUGAAUCCUAAGGACGAUUUGAGAGACAUGUUCUAUAAGAUCCUGCAUGGGUUUAAGGAGCAGGUCGGGGAGGAGAACUGGCAGCAGUUCUCAGAGCAGUUCCCCCCACUGCUGAAGGAGCGACUGGCAGCCUGCUACGGCGUUUAGAUUCUCUAUACCCACCCAAGAGGUGAGCCAGCAGGAGGAGGGUGAAUGGGAAACUCAUCCAUCUGUGUAUUGCACUGCCCUGAUCUGGGGGGAGGGAGAGGGACGCUAUUGGCCGCUCCCCCUGACGGACGGCCCCCACGCCCUAUGUGUUUGUCCAUAGAGGGAGGGUGGGCGGGUGGGAGGGUGGGAUAAGAGGGACUCCUCUAGAUUAACUAGGCAGGGACCCGACACAGAAAAACUAACUGGUAGGGACAGAUAGAGAGGGACAGAAAGAAAGGAGACGGAGGCAUACACAAGUUGGGGAAAGAGGGAGGCAGGGAGAGAGACCAGCAGAGAGACAGUUCAGGGAAAGAGAGGGAGGGAAAUCCGUUACAAUGCAGGGAAACAGAGCCACAGAAAGGUCUGCCACUGGGAGAACAGGGACAGUUGAGAUUUUAAUGGGAUUGUUAAACUCGAGAGUAACCGAUAGCUUGACCGACGGAGACAGACCAAAACAGACUCACACAUACACUUGCACACGCUGCACACGGAACCGACUGUGGGUGGCACUAUUAUUUAGACUUUUUGAGACCUACUACGUGUAGUUAGGGACAGACAGACAGGGGUCUAAACUCUGUUAGUUUUCUGGGUGAUAUCUGUCUUUUCCGGGGAAUAGGAUUCACUACGAAUUACUUCAUCUGUAGUCACUGAAUUCUACUUAGCUGUAAGAUAAUCUCGCUGUCCGCCUCUGUUUCCUACCUUUCAUUUUUUUUUUUAGUGCUGCUUCACAGAGCUAUCCAUCUAUCAGACAUACUCCUGUCACGUUUUCUACCUGAUCGAGAGAGAGGAAGAGAAAAAAAGAAUGAGAGCAAGAGUCUUUCCUCGUGGCUUCACAGACACCGUUCCUCCAGUAAGGGAGGAUUAGGGCUAACACAUUGGUUUUCUGACCUGAGGGGAGGAAACAGUAGAAAGAAAAAUCACAUCCUUAGUUGUCCUCUUUGAGGGUUUGUGUGUGUGUGUGUGUGUGCGUGUGUGUGCGUGUGCAUGUGCAGUUUGUAAAUCCUCACUUUGUGUUAACAGUGUGUGAAAUAUGUAUUGUUUUUGAUAUGGUACCGAGCUAAAACUUGACUCCCACCGCAAUGUCCUUGGCACCUGUUAACUGUGACCAAGUGUUUAUGUGUGUGUGCGAGAAUGACUGACUGAGUGUGUAUGUUUAUGUCUACAUUCGUACUGAUACCCAUUUUGAUGCCAUAUUGAUAUCUUAAGUAAAACAGUAAUUGGCAAUGUCAUUGUGAUCUUUCUAAUGUUUUAAAAAUGGUCCAUAUUCUUCUUUCUUUUUUUUUUUUUCUUUUUUUGUUUUGCUGCUACUGAUAAUUUUUGUUUCUAUAGUGGACUUAAAUUUGCACAAUUAACGCAAAAAAGAUAUUGGAAUUAAUGCUAUUUUCAGUGACUGUUAAGUUGUUUUUGCACUUUUUAUUUUAUUUUACCUAUUUUUUGUUUUUGUAUGGACUUUUUUUUAUCCUCAUCCAUAUAUGUCUUGACCCUAAUGUCAGCGUUUGUCAUACUGUGUUGCACUGUGAAAUUAAGUGUCUUGACUGGCAAAAAUAUUCCAAUACUAAAUGGCAAAUAAAAACAACUCUGUGAAACUGGGACUAAUCGGCACUUUUACGAUGACUAACUUUGCCAUAUUGCUGAGGUGUUCGGUAUACGUGUGUGUGAGGUCACGCAUGUGUGUGAGAUACUGCAUGAGUCGGUGCGCAUGAGUUCCUUUUUUUUGGGCCGAUGAGCAUGUUUUGGAUAGUUAGAUGGCGUUCGUGUGAUGUGUAGCGGUGCAAAAAAAGUUUCGUUUGAAGGGGUGUGUAGCCUGUCCAAGCCUACUUUGUGUGCAUGCUCUGUGUAUGUGUUUUCACUGUGUGUGUGUGUGUGUGUGUGUGUGUGAGAGAGAAUGUGUGUGUUGGAUGUAUAUAUUUCAGAGUAAUAUGAUUGCCCUUUACACACCAACACACCACCUCAAUUCACUAGAGAGCACAACACACCAUAAAAAGAGAAGCGCUAGGACACUGCCAAAGAGCAACGGACAAUAAUGUAGACAACCUGCUCAUUCAAUAAUCAAUAUGUGCAUCACAAUGAAAUGGACAAAGAAGGGCUUUUCAGACUAAUUAUGGAAUAGGAUUUUGCCAGUAAAAUGGACUACAGGGAUCUAUAUUUUUCCAUUGAUAUUCUGGGUAUUCCAGGGUUUAGACAUUUGGAAACAAUCAAACGUUGGCACUUGAUUUAAACCUAGACUGUGACCACUGACAUAAUCGAUCAUUUAUCACUUCAAAGACAAUCUGAGGCCCAGUCUAGUUCUGUUUCCACCGUCUCCUUGUUCAGAGCUUGUACGAGAACAUGUUUUGGUUGCUUGUUAAUUUUAGUAGUUUUUUAGUUAUUUUUGUGCAACUGAUGUUGCUGUGUUUGAAUCUGAUGGAUCCGCGUGUCUUGACUUUGAAUGGUGCUGUAGUAGUCUGCUUCAGUGACACAUUCAUUAUUGCGAUGAGUUUGAAGGAGAUGGGGGGGGGGGGAGAAAGACGGCUUUUUGAAUAUGACGACGGGAACAAAGGAGGGUUGACAGGAGAUGAGCAAUUAGUUUUUUCUAAAUUCUGUUUAUAUAUUCAGGAGCAUGAUGUUGUUGGCAGACAGACUUUGGUACCUUUGUUUUUCUGUGGGUUUCUUUCACCAGUCAAUGGAAAUAAAAUGCUUUGAGCCUUUUAUAUGGUUGAUAGUUUAUGUAUGUAAAAUCUCUGGAUUUUUAAAAUAAAUCAUGUCGUGCAUGCUGAAGGCCGGA